UUAAACAAUGGAUGACUUGACACUUUGAGCCUUGUGAUGUUGCUGAUGGCAGAGGCAAAACAACACGGGGAAAGCUGUGAAUUUUAACAAGCGUCGACCAUAAAAUAUACUUUACAGCUGCCGAGUCCUUAAUGAUAAAUAAGGUCGACAACGGGAUGUAGCCGAUGAAAUGGAGUAUGAUGAUAGACUUGCACUUUUUCGCCAAACCCGCCUCAAUCCCUUUGACCGUGGAGAGGAAGAAGAUGAUCCCCAAGGAGGCAAAACACCCCCUCCACUACACGAAACAAGGCAUGAGCUGUUCUCUGGGACCAGAACCCACAGUUCAGACCGGACCAUGGACCUGGGUCUAGCUGAGGAUCACUUCUCAAGGCCUAUGGGGUCGUUUGUGGCUUCAGACAUCGAAAAGCUGAAAAUGGCCAUAGAGGAGUGUAAAAAGCUGAUCUUGGAGCUGCCAGAACAUUCGGAGAGACAAAAGGACACUGUGGUGAAACUUAUCCACCUUCGUCUCAAACUGCAGGAACUUAAGGACCCCGAGGAGGAUGAGCCUAAUCUGAGGAUCCUACUGGAGCACCGCUUUUCCAAGGAAAAGAGCAAGAGUGUGAAACAGACCUGCGACAAGUGUAGCGCUAUCAUCUGGGGCCUUAUCCAGACGUGGUAUACCUGCACAGGUUGCUAUUAUCGUUGCCAUAGUAAGUGUAUGAAUAUGAUCACCAAGCCCUGUGUCAGGGUAAAAGUCAGCCACAAGUCGGAGUACGAGCUCAGCAUCUGCCCUGAGAUAGGACUGGACCGGCAAGACUACCGCUGUGCAGAAUGUCGCACACCUAUUUCACUAAGGGGCGUGCCGACUGAAGCCAGACAGUGCGACUACACAGGCCAGUAUUACUGCAGCACUUGCCACUGGAAUGACACCGCCAUCGUCCCGGCUCGUGUCAUCCACAACUGGGAGUUUGACUCACGCAAGGUUUGUCGCUCCUCGAUGCGUUACCUGGCCCUGAUGAUCUCACGACCGGUACUGAAGCUGAAAGAAAUCAACCCGCUGCUGUUCAACUUUGUGGAGGAACUGGUCGAGAUCAGGAAACUCCGUCAAGAUAUUCUGUUAAUGAAACCGUAUUUUAUUACCUGUAAGGAGGCCAUGGAGGCUCGGCUAUUACUACAGCUACAAGAUCGGCAGCACUUUGUGGAGAACGAUGACAUGUACUCACUACAGGACUUGAUUGACAUCUCCAGUGGCAGACUCAGCUGUUCCCUCACAGAGAUCCACACCACAUUUGCUAAGCACAUCAAACUAGACUGUGAGCGUUGUCAGGCCAAGGGAUUUGUGUGUGAGCUGUGUAAGGAAGGAGACAUACUGUUCCCUUUUGACAGUCAUACCUCAGUCUGCUACGACUGCUCUGCUGUCUUCCACAGAGAUUGUUACUAUGACAACUCCACAACUUGUCCACGAUGUGCCCGAAUGACUGAACGCAAGCAGGACGAGGUGCCAGAUGUGAAAGAUGUUUAAGUCUGGAGAGGACCACCUGGUCUUACUGGAUGUUGCACUUUGCCUCCAUGUUGUGUUCUACUCGAAACAGAAGACUAGCUUUUCGUCUUUGUCCUGGUUUGUUUUGUGCAUAUGUUUAUACUUUGGUGUAUUUAUCUUGUGCACUACAUGAUGAAGCAGGGUACUUAGAAACCCGUCUAGAAAUUAAUAUAUAUAUAUAUAUUUUUUAUCCAACUUUUUAAUUCAUACUGAAAUUGGAUGUACUGAACACUGUGUAUGUGUGUCUGUGCGAGUGAUUUGCAUUAGUGUGUGCGUCUGCUUGUAUAAAUGUACAAAAUAAAUGCCCUAUAGAGAAGCGCCACCUCAUCAGUAGGUGAUUACGCAUGCAGGAGUUGUUGUAUAUUAACUGUUACGAGCCUCCACUGCAUUAACUAUACUGCCAACUUUGCGUAAUACUAAACUUUAAGGUUGCCACAUGCAAAAAAUUAUAUUAGCCACUUUUUUAUUUAAUAACAAAAUCUUGUAAACAUGCUUUUUGAAAUUCAAGUGAGUUACCUAUUGAGCUGUCACUUCCAGUUUAGUAUGACACAACUGGAAAUGUAUAGUAUUUAAUUCGCUAAAAAGGAAAAAUCCAUUUAAUAUGUUCGACUGUGUGAUCAUGACAUCACUCUUUCUUCUGCCCCUUUUUUAAACUCCUUCCAUCAUCACUCCCAACAUUGUUUAUCUCACGCGUACUGUUCCUAAAGCAAUCCACACUCGUCCUCCCUUAUAUUACACACACAUUUUCCUUUCAGUCUAAAUCUGUUGAUCUGUUUAACACAUCAUACAAAAAGAUUUUUCCAGGACUUAAAUAUUUAUAUUCAGCAUUGUCAUUGUCAAUUAGCCACCCUGAAUACUGGGGGGAAAAAUAUUGCUUGCAAUAGAAGACAAAAAAGGUUGCAUCUAUACAAUCAUUAACCAUAAUUUGAAAUAUAAAUUCAUAUAUUGGCAACGGAUAUAUAAUCAAAGCAUGUAUCACCGGUACAUUGUUUAACUGAAAAAGAAAAGUAAUGGUAAAUGUGCUUUUAUUCAGAACUGUGAACUCAUUUUCGAUCUGUGUUUAAUGCAGUUGAGUGCCGUGUGUAGCAUAUAGUUGUAAAUACUCAUGAACAUUGUGUGCCUAAGAUAGUCAGGUUACAUACAGCUGUUAUCCAAACGUCGUACUACCAUCAUGUUAAUGGUUUCAGUCUUAAAGUAGCUAUAGCACAUGUUGUACGGAGAUGACAAAGAUGUUAUGUGACACCUUUGAUAAUGUGUAAAUGUUGACCUAAAGUAUUUGUUUUAAAAUAAUGAUUUUUGGCUGUGUUAUCUUUCAGCAUGAUGUACGUUAUUUUAUUUUUUUCAAACUAAUGGUAAUACAUGGUGUUGGUAAAAAUCCAUGCCCUGUUGUAAAACAUGUUGAGUUGUGCAUGAAUAAAGUAAUUAAAUGCAUUAAAACUGCAGUUUUGUGGUUAACUCCAGUUCAGCUGUCCCCUGCUCAUGGAUGCGUUAUAACAUAAAGGGCCACAUUGGAACCUUUAUGUUAAACUCUGCCUGUUUUAAUCAGCUACACAAUUAUAAUACAAAUAAACAUGUAAUCAGGCUCAGUAUUGGCUCACACACAGUCACUGCAACAUUCCUUGUUUUGACUGAGCCAUUUGACUUUCCAAGACAAAUGUUAAUAACCCUUUAAACACCUCAGGGGCUCCCUGACCCCCUGACCUGACCCCUUUGGCCCCUGCACCUCUGUCAAUCCAUUAAACCUAUUAUGUUAAAUAAUAAUACAAUUCGUUAUUCAACUGUCAUCAAAAGUAGCCCCAAAAUGCAAGAUUGGCCCAUGCUAUUGCUCAUACCCACAGUUGUAAUAGACACCGAGCAAAACAAAUGUUUUAAUAGUUUCUAAUGCUGUGAAACGUUUGUUUAGAUCUGUAAUGUGUGUAAACAUGAAUAAAGCUGGAUGAGAAACACUGA
Messenger RNA from Cottoperca gobio, 3469 nucleotides. It is a transcript of the gene def8, whose product is annotated as differentially expressed in FDCP 8 homolog. Lineage: Eukaryota; Metazoa; Chordata; Actinopteri; Perciformes; Bovichtidae. The transcript has 12 exons. The record is from RefSeq and is a predicted model, not a curated record. The coding region runs from base 170 to 1501 and encodes 443 amino acids.